AUGGCUGCGCAGGGAAGGAACGCAGACGUCCUCGCGCUCUUCGACGUCGACGACACCCUCACCGCGCCCCGCAAGCCGGUGACGCCGGAGAUGCUGGAGUUCAUGAUACAGCUGCGACAGCACGUGACUCUUGGCGUGGUGGGUGGAUCUGAUCUGGUCAAGAUUACCGAGCAGCUCGGCAAAUCAGUUUUUACUGAUUACGAUUACGUCUUCUCUGAAAAUGGCCUGGUUGCACACAAGAACGGAGAGCUAAUUGGAACUCAAAGUUUGAAAUCAUUUCUCGGAGAAGACAAGCUGAAGGAAAUUAUCAACUUCACUCUUCACUACAUUGCUGACUUGGAUAUCCCAAUUAAAAGGGGUACAUUCAUAGAGGUCCGAAAUGGGAUGGUUAACGUGUCUCCUAUAGGGAGAAAUUGCACUCAGGAGGAGCGUGAUGAAUUUGAGAAGUACGAUAAGGUGCAUAACAUCCGGCCUAAGAUGGUGUCCGUGCUUCGUGAAAGGUUUACACACUUGAACCUGACAUUUUCUAUCGGUGGACAGAUUAGUUUUGAUGUAUUUCCCCAAGGCUGGGACAAAACUUACUGCUUGAGAUAUCUUGAGGAAUUUCAGGAAAUCCAUUUCUUUGGGGAUAAGACUUACAAGGGUGGCAAUGAUUAUGAGAUUUUUGUAUCUGACAGAACAGUUGGGCAUACAGUUACCAGUCCUGAUGACACAUUACAACAAUGCAGAGAUCUCUUCAUGUCGAAGUGA
Messenger RNA from Miscanthus lutarioriparius, 750 nucleotides. The record is from the annotation of a GenBank genome assembly. Lineage: Eukaryota; Viridiplantae; Streptophyta; Magnoliopsida; Poales; Poaceae.